Molecule: messenger RNA, 435 nt
Organism: Danaus plexippus (monarch butterfly)
Lineage: Eukaryota; Metazoa; Arthropoda; Insecta; Lepidoptera; Nymphalidae
Gene: ksh
Product: protein kish-A
Exons: 3
Coding region: 157-375 (72 amino acids)
Biological process (GO): protein secretion; intracellular transport
Source: RefSeq, a predicted model, not a curated record
CGUUUGCCAAUGUCAGAAAGUAAUUUUGACGAUUUGUAAGUCUAAACAGAGGUGUAAAAAAAGGUUUUUGUAUUUUUCGCUUUAAAUAUUGUCAAAAUAAUUUUAUUUAUGAAAAAUUUAUAUUAUUAUGAAUUAAGUGGUUAAUAUUCUAAAAAAAUGAGUGCACUUUUCAAUUUUCAAAGUUUACUCUCCGUGAUACUACUUUUAAUAUGCACAUGUGCCUACUUAAGGUCAUUUUUCCCGAGUCUAAUGGAUCGUAACAAAACUGGAUUCCUCGGCACUUUCUGGAAGUGUGCUAGAAUCGGUGAAAGAAAAUCUCCAUAUGUAGCAACCUGCUGUAUCAUAAUGGCCUUCACAAUACUGUUCCUGACAUAGAUAUAUUGUUUUAUUAUCAUAAUUCCUGCUGAUCCACAUAUUAAACAAACACUAUUUUAA